UCCAUUCGCGUGAACUUGUUUUGGAAACCCCGAAGAUGAAGACGUCAAUCAUUGCCUCCUUUAGUUUGUUUUUAUUCUGUGCAGUUUCCAGCACCAGUCAAGCCCAUUUACGGGAAAGAAGGGAAGCUGCAUCUGAGAUUACAGUGACCCUAAAGCUCGAUUGGAAUGUCACCGCUCUUGGUAAACCGAUCCCACCAAGUUACACCACAAAGGUCCCCAACGGUACUGUUGUACAGGACAUCAUGAACAAAGCAGCAGGCGAAGAUAAGCAGAGCCCCUUUAACUAUUACAAGAACACCUACUAUGGCGGGCUGGGGUAUCUGAUUACUACUAUAAAUGGAACGGGACAAAAUCAAGGCACAAGUUCCUACUGGUCCAAAUUUGAUGGAGACAGCUUGGUGGCUUUUCCCUGUGGAGGAGACUCUUAUGUCCCCUACAACGGCUCCACGAUUCUAUUCCGGUUUACGGCAGACCCCUACCCGAAUAAUAAUAAAAGCGCAAAUGGAUAUUGUAGUGGCCACUCUACCUCUAGUCAGGUACCACUCUCUGCAAUCACAGUUACCAUUGGAAUGGACUGGAAUACGGACGUGAUUAAAAAGUCAAUCCCAUCUUCCUACUCCACCAAAGUCGCCAAUGGCACUUCUCUUCGAGAAAUAAUCAACAAAGCUGCAGAUCAAAAUCGGCGGGGUCCUUUUGAUAAAUAUACAUCCACCUAUUAUGGCGGUCAGGGGCAUUUUAUAACUUCCAUGAAUGGUAAUAAAGAGGAUUCGAAGACUGACUCGUACUGGAUGAUCUACGACAAGACAACAAAGGAACUCUUCAAACCCUUUAUAGAUCAAUAUAAACCACAGUACGGUUCAACUACCAUCCUAAAGUUUAUAACAAGCCAAGAACCGGAACCUAGCUCUGGUUGCAAUUUUAUGGGAACGAGUUUGGUAGUGCUGUGCCUCUUGGCAAUCGUGGAAGCCCUGUGAUUGUUUAAACGCAAAGUCAACAGGAACGCCGUCCUAGUCUAAUUGUGCAAUGGUGGUAUUGAGUAAGCUCGAGUAACGCAUUAAAGAAGUGCGAGAAUGGAUUUUCUCUUUGACUUUGUCGUAUUAGUGGCAAUGUAGUAUUAGUUCUAGCCUCUUCAAGAACCGGGACGAAAUGGUAGAAGGCGCGAUAGUAACGGCCGAGUGAAAACAAGGGAGGUAUGGGUCGUCCAUAUUCUCGUACCCAGACCUCUCAAGGCCAAGCAGUUCAGUCGCAGUUAAACGGUAGGAUCUGGCUACGAGAUUAGAUCGUUCAUUACGCGAACCGACCAAAACCUCUCUCGUCUUUUCACUCCUUCACCACUAUCGGGUUGUUUACUAUGACGCUUCGUUUUCCUUACUGAACGCAUGAACAGGCUGUAUUAGUUCUGAAGGUGCAAAAAGCAUUAGUGAGAGCUUGGAACCCAGCUCUCUAGUAGAGGGAAAAUUUCAAGGAGCAUUUUAGCGUAAAUUUGCGAUAAGUUUAUUAGUUGAUACUGCACGUAUCUCAACAAAAAUAUAUAAAUUUGAAGCCUGCAGUACUUUCUAAGUCUUCUUUGUGCUGUCUAAGAGUGGUAGAUGCUAGUUGCUGGAAAAUUCUGGAAUUCAUUUUUUUUUCAUAGUUGUUAAGGGAAAUUUGUUAUUCUUUUUACUGGUAAUGCGAACGAGGGGGAAUAAAGUGUUUAACUCGCGGUUAA
Messenger RNA from Stylophora pistillata, 1708 nucleotides. RefSeq lists its product as uncharacterized. NCBI's taxonomy places the organism in Eukaryota, Metazoa, Cnidaria, Anthozoa, Scleractinia, Pocilloporidae. The record is from RefSeq and is a predicted model, not a curated record.